CGUUAUUUAGUGAAGUAGCGUGCAGAAAACAAGUGUAGUCUCGCGAUAGGCGCCGGCUGAGGGGACCAAUCAGGGCGCUGCAUUGUCCCCGGCUGUCAGUGCACGGGAGGAGAAGGAGGUCGCGCUGUCUGGAGCGGUUGUGUCUGUACUCUCCGCCCGCCCCCCGCCGGCUCUCCUCCCCUCUGUCUGCUGGGCUCUCUCCCUCCCGCCCCGGGUCGCUCGUCACGUCCGGUAGCCGGAGGUUGUGGAGGAGGCCGCGGCUAGGAGCAGCUGAACCCGGGGGAGCCGUGUAACACAAAGAGGCCGCCGAGUGACCGAGGCCCUGGGCCUGAGACGCAGGACCAUGGAUUUUCCUGGACAUUUUGAACAGACAUUUCAGCAGCUUAACUACCAGCGGCUCCAGGGACAGCUUUGUGACUGUGUAAUAGUCGUGGGCAGUAGACACUUUAAAGCUCACCGCUCAGUGUUGGCCGCAUGCAGUACCCAUUUCCGUGCUCUGUUCACUGUUGCAGAGGGUGACCAAAGUAUGAACAUGAUCCAACUGGACAGUGAGGUGGUAACGUCUGAAGCCUUUGCCGCUCUGAUCGAUAUGAUGUAUACGUCCACUCUUAUGCUUGGAGAGAGCAAUGUGAUGGAUGUUCUACUGGCAGCAUCUCACCUCCAUCUGAAUUCAGUAGUAAAAGCAUGCAAACAUUAUCUCACUACAAGAACAUUGCCCAUCUCUUCUCCAAAUGAGAGGUCUCAGGAGCAGAGUGUGAGAAUGCAGAGAUCGUUCAUGCUUCAACAACUGGGAUUGAGCAUAGUUAGUUCUGCCUUAAAUUCCAACCAAAGCAAUGAAGAGCAGUCACAGCAGCAACAGAACUCCAUGAGCUCCUCCGUCCGUAGUGGUAUGGUGGAGCAAAGGGCCACAUUUCCGAUAAGAAGGCUUCAUAAAAGAAAGCAAACCUCUGAAGAAAGGGCAAGACAACGCAUGAGGACCUCUAUUGAAGAAUGCCUCAUAACAGAUGUUACUAAUGAAAGUGUCCAAUCGAUGGUAAAUUCACGUGAAGAAUAUUUUUCUCCUGAUUCUAUCAAAAUAACAGACAAUAUGAAAUCUGAUUCCGCCAAUGACAACCAGGAUGAUGGCACUAUCCUAUUUGAUCAGUCGUACAGUAACCAAGAAGACACACAAGUGCCCAGCCAGUCUGACAAUGGUGGGGAAAAUAUUAUUUCAAUGGCAUCCCAGACACAAUCUGUUGAAACAGGCUAUGGGCAAGAGUCCUCUUGUGAUAAAGCAAUGUAUACUUCAGAGACUCGUGAAAUUACAUUGGACGAAAAAGACCAUAUGAGAGUUAUUGUAAAAUCUGAGCCUCUGAGCUCCCCAGAGCCACAAGAUGAGGUAAGCGAUGUCACAUCCCAAGCAGAGGGAAGUGAGCCUGUUGAAGUAGAAGGUGUUGCAAGUGGUGAAAAGAUAGAACUGAGCCCAGAAAGCAGUGAUCGGAGUUUCUCUGACCCUCAGUCUAGUACUGAUAGGGUGGGAGAUAUCCAUAUUUUAGAUGUAACAGCUAGCUUAGAGCACAAAUCCUCCUUCAGUAUUUCUAACUUUCUAAAUAAGAACAGAAAUGGCAACCUCAGCUUAAGUCAGAACAGUGAUGAUAACCUUCCCAAUACAACCAGUGAUUGUAGAAUGGAUGGAGAGGUGUCCUACCUUGUGAGCCCCGAGUCUGGACCCAGUGGUCAUUCUUCUGUUAUGUCUCACAUGGAUAAUCCUUUCGGUGAUGGGCCAGAUUCCCAUUUUGCUCGUCCUAUGCAGGAUGUAAUGUCUUUACCCUGUGUUCAGUCCUCUAACUACCGUGGAAAUGACCCAUUUGGAAUGGACUUUCCAAGGUCUGGAUUAGGACUUCACUCAAUGUCAAGAUCGAUCAUGGGAAACGUUAGGGGCCGCGCUUUCAAUUUUCCAAAUUAUCGCCGUAUUGCCCCCAAAAUGCCUGUUGUUACAUCAGUACGGAGUACUCAGCUACAGGAUAACGCUUCCAACUCUCAACUGAUGAUGAAUGGGUCAAAUUCCUCAUAUGACAAUGGGAAUACAUCUCAACAGGGUCCACCACAGUUGACAAGGGCUUCUGCAGAUGUUCUUUCCAAGUGUAAGAAAGCUCUCUCUGAGCAUAAUGUGCUGGUGGUAGAGGGUGCCCGGAAAUAUGCCUGUAAAAUAUGUUGUAAAACCUUCCUGACUUUAACAGACUGUAAAAAGCACAUCAGAGUACAUACCGGUGAGAAACCGUAUGCCUGCCUGAAAUGUGGAAAACGGUUUAGUCAAUCCAGUCAUUUAUAUAAGCAUUCCAAAACUACUUGCCUUAGGUGGCAGAACAGUAAUCUUCCGACGACAUUGCUUUAACAUUAGCACCAUUUCUCCAAAAACUCUCCAAGACCAAUUGAUAUCAUGUUGUGUGAUGUAGCAGCAUCUCCUUGUACCUAAAGUAGAAAGACUCAGCGUGUGUUGUGAAUGAACAAGAAAAUGACUUGGAUAAAGUAUCUGGUCUUGGAAGGGAAUAACACCUUCAGAUAGAUAUUUAACCUCUAAGUUUUGAGGUGCAAGUUCAUUUGUUUAUGGAUGUUUUAUGUAAAAUAACUGAAUACUAACACUGUUUUAUCAGGUAUUUCUGUACAAUUGUGUAGACAUAAUGCAGCAAAAUGCAUUUUUAUCCAUUUUUUGGUAAGUAUUGUUUCCUUUCUUCAAGUAAGUUAUUGAAAACAAAGUUUUUCAAUUGAGGACAAUAUUUAAAUCUUGCCAAUAAAGGAUCUCCAUUGCUAGUGUUCUUGUUCACCAUAAUGCUCUAUGGCUUCUGUGUCGUCUUCUGCCUACACUUUCAUACCUUUUAUUUCCAAUAGACCAAAUGGAAAACAGACCAUUGUUCAGUAUAAAUUCAGUAACGACAGAUCAUCAUCAUCACUUUUAUGCUUCCUGAAUCAGGAGUCAUUAAAUAGGCCCCUGGUGGCUUCUCCCCAUCCCACCGCCUUAAUUGAUAGAUUUUUCCUAUACUAAACAGGAAGACCUCUAUUAAUCAAGGCUGGCAGGGUGGGAAGAAGCCACCAGGGACUGCCCCAAUGACUUGUGGGUUGGGUAGCAUGAAAGUUAUGGCAUGUUCCCUUGAUGUGACACCUGAUGCGAUUACAACAUGCCAAAGGUCAUUUUAAACUUGUCACAAAGUUUCAACUUAUAUUACAAGUGGCAACACAUAAGAGGUUAAUAUCAUGUGUCCUACCAUGCCUGGAUGUCUGCAGGCACAUCUGUAAAUAUGGAGAAAA
This is a messenger RNA of Hyla sarda, 3285 nucleotides long. It is a transcript of the gene ZBTB5, whose product is annotated as zinc finger and BTB domain containing 5. Bases 344 to 2374 code for a protein of 676 amino acids. Gene Ontology annotation, cellular component: nucleus. The transcript is spliced from 2 exons. NCBI's taxonomy places the organism in Eukaryota, Metazoa, Chordata, Amphibia, Anura, Hylidae. The record is from RefSeq and is a predicted model, not a curated record. Gene Ontology annotation, biological process: regulation of transcription by RNA polymerase II. Gene Ontology annotation, molecular function: RNA polymerase II cis-regulatory region sequence-specific DNA binding; protein binding; DNA-binding transcription factor activity, RNA polymerase II-specific.